AUGGCCAGUCAGCGGUCUAGCCCACAGCUACUACGAUCUCAUUCCAGCAACGAUGAGCUUCUGACUCGAAGUAGACGCAAUACGGUCCUUUCCACCUCUUUCAUCCCGACUCGCAAGCUUGAAGAGCAACCAUCGUCCCCAAUGAGUCCGCUGGAAACCCGAAGGACCAGAAGCGGCACAGUUAAGAGUAUAAGCACCCUCAAGCACGAUAUCCACCAUGUUCAGCAAGACCUUGUUCGUCUGCGGAAGUCGAAAGAAGAUGCUGAAAAACGGCGUGAGUCGGCAACCGUUGACAUAUACCCAGGGAACUACUCCCAGGAGCAUUUGCAGCGGCACUCCACGGUACUUCAGACCAAAGACGAAGUGCGGAAACUUGACCAGCAGAUCAAGAAAAACGGUGACUUGCUGAGUACGCUUCGAGGUCGACUAGACAGUACUAGCUCUGCUGUUACUGAAGAAAGUGGCAGAUCGGAUGUGUUACCACAUCAUCAAUCCCUCAACAACGUUUCUGAAAAGCCCUCUGAUGGCGCUUACGUUGACGAUAGUGGCACGGACGACGAUCCGGAUCAAGUAAUAUCACCGCCGAUCUCGGAUAGCGAAAGUGUGUCACUUGACGGAUUUGGCGACGUGACAAGUACGGAAAUGGAAGCGGCCGCGUCACAGCCCUCAAGACACCUCGCGGAAACGAGCAAUGAGCACGCUACAUGGCUUGUGGGUGAUUAUCUUCAAAGUCUACAAGAUAAAAACUCACCUAAAGAUGUGAUCGUUUUAAAAGCAAACGAUUUGGUUGCUUUGCUGAAACAGAACCCUAGAAUCAAGUUCGAUCUGGUCUUGCCUGCUUUUUCGCAGUCCAUACAAGAGCUUUUGUUAAGUGAGGAUGAAGUUUCUGUGGCCGCAGGCUACAGAAUAUGUAGAUUUCUCAUCACAGGGCCCGACUUCAUAAAAAAAUUGCGCAAACUGUAUUUGGAAUCUUUUCUGAUCAUAUCUUUGGCGAAGAACAGUGCGUCACUUAUAGAGAAGAUUCAAGCCUUGAAACUCAUACGCGCUUUUGCAGAAUGCGAUGCCAGCAUAAGUAUUGGCCUUACACAGGCUGUAAUCAGCUGCGUCGAGAAAAGUGACGACAAACUGAUAGAAAUCGCCAUUGAAACGCUAUUAGAGCUUUGUUAUAUCAAACCUGCAGUGGUUCAGCGAUGUAAAGGGAUGCAGGUAUUGCAAUCUGUCAUUGCGGAAAAUCCGCUUUCGUCAUUCUGUCCCUUUAUUUUGGAUUCCAUCCUUGAUUUGAUGAGCUUUCGAGACACAAGGCAACAUUUUUUUGAGUCUUUUGAUCCUUCCGUGACCUUAGCAACUUUAGCAGACAGUCAAGUGAAAGCGAAUUCGAGCGUCGAAAAACUUCAAGGAAGCAUAGUUCUAAUUUGCAAAUGUCUGAAAAACUACAAUGGAUUGAUUUUGUUCUCUCAAGAUGACUUCAGGCCAUUCAGAGAGCUUCUUGCCUUCAUUCAAUCUCCCUCGCUAACCAAAUACUUGGUUGACUUGUUUUUAGAUGUUCUGAGAAUCAGGCCGUUGUCUUUCCCAGAAAAGAGGAAAGCCUCACAGCUGUUCAAAGUGACCCAAUCGCAAUUUCAGUCCGAAGUCGCACCCGUCAACCAAUACCUGGGUCUACUGAGUAGCAUAUUGUUUGAAUUGAACUUCCUCGAUCAUUUAGUCCCUAUCUUGGUUCGAGAGUCAGGUGCAUCGAGCGAUUCAAAACUAGCUGCAAAAACAAGAUAUCUCAUAGCAGAGUACUGCAGUAUAUCAAACAAUGUAGCGGAUUUGAAACCGCACGCUUCUGUCAAUCUGCUGUUUCCGGAGCACUCAACGUUUCAUAAUGUUUUUACUCAGGUUUUCCAGUAUGAGAAGGUCUCAAAUAGAUUGAACAAGAACAGGAAUACUAUCGGUAUGACAGAGCUAGAAUCGAUCAAUAACAUCGUGGAUUUCUCCGAACGAUCUAAACAUAAGGCUUUAGUGACCCAGGUUGAUGAGAUUAGGUUCAAGAAAAUGGUGUUUGAUACGAGAGUUUUGCAAACAAAGGAUUUCACUUUAUGGAACUGGGGCACACUUCUAGAUUUGAUCGAGGGCCCCCUGCUUAGUCCAAAGAGGCUAGAAGAUCUUGCCAAGACUACGAAAUUUUUCCGUCGACUAUUGGUAUUUUAUCGGCCGAUGAGAUACCGCUUUGCGGGAAUUCCCCGCAACUCACGUCUAGCGGCUAGGUGUGUUCAUGUAGGGCGCGAAUUGAUGAAAACACUCACGUCAACUGCCGAAGGAAUGCGCAUUUUAAAUGAUGACACGAAACUUCUGCCACAAAUAGCCUCCUUGCUUUUCAAAGCCAUGGAGGGCCAAACGUUGGGGAACGUCUUCUCAGAGAAGCAUUUGGCGCAAACGGUGUCUGGCGGUUAUUUCAGUAUCCUAGGCGCAAUGACCCAAACUGCAAGAGGUUGCAAGACGCUCGAAAAAUGGAACCUUUUCACAGUGAUCUAUAAAAUGUUUCAAAAAACCUCCGAUCUCGCUACCUCUUAUCUCAUUCAAACAUUGCCUGAGCUGGGGGUCAUUCAUUCAUACCACACAAGAACAAUUUUGAGAAAAGCAUUAGCACACCCAUCAGAAGAAAUCCGCGUAAUAUCUACCAAUUUACUGGGAACAAAAUUGCAAGAAUCGGUCUCUCAGGCUAAAAGCGGACAAAAAUCGGCCGAGCUUGAAAAACUUCUACUGGAGUUGGUUGUUCGCCAAUUAUAUGAUCUUUCUCCAAUAGUGGUUGCCGCAGCGGAUAAGAUUUUAUACGGGUACUGCGCGCUUCAAGACUGGCCUCCGAAUGUCGACACUCAACGCCAUCAUUUACUGAACCAACUUGUAUUUAUACGCUCUCCCAUUUUGCUAGAGUUUUUGAAAACACCACCUGGAUUCGAACAGUUGAACAGUAUUGGAUUCGUUGCAGCGGAGCGCGAAAAAUGGAUCCAGGGGAAAAAUAAGGAAUACGUUUGGAGGGUAGAGGAGUUCAUUCGGAAGGAAAUGCAGAAUGUAUUGAGCUCUGGCUCCGAAACGCCUGCGUCGAAAAGGAGAUUACCAAUGCAUUUUUUCCAGAGUCUGGCUAGCACGGAGGAGGGUGCUGCAAUGAUCACACAGAAGGGUGAUUUUGUAGAUGUCGUCAACACUAUUAAACAAUACAGAUACAAGGGUUGUCCUGAUUUAACAGUCGAGGAGCAUUUGGAAUUGAAGGCUGCACUUUGGUGCUGUGGCUACAUAAGCUCAACCAUGUAUGGGGUUGAAUUGCUGGACGCAAACUCAGUCACUAGCGAUAUUGUGAAAAUCAGUUUCGCGGCUUCUUCAACAUCCACCAAAUUUACAGCGUUUUAUGUGCUAGGACUAAUUGCGAGCACUGAUGAGGGGUGCGAAAUCCUCGAUGAACUGGGUUGGAACUGCAGCCUGGACGUCUUAAAGAAUCCUCUAGCGUUGGCGUUUCCAAGAGAUAUAAAACAAUUUCUCAGAUUUCCGGAGUUAGCUGAACGAGGAGCAACAUUUCAAGAGACUGACGCUCGUGACGUCUCAGAUAAGUCAUCGACGCCCGAACCUGUAUCGAUGAAUCUGGACGUACUACUUCAUAGUAAAGCCGAGUUGGAGAAUACAAUGGGAGAUGAAAAGCAGGAAGUGCAGGCUGAAGUGGAACGCCAGGCUCGCAUUUUGGAGACAUUCAGAUCGCAGGCCGAGGAAAUAACGGGUGACGAACUUGGCGAUAAAGUUUUAAGGGCUGUUAGCAAGCUGAACAACCAUAUUCUGUCAAACACAGCUGCCAAGGACAUUACUGAACUUUUAUCAAAACAUGGGCCUGCACGUUUCGAGACUGGCGACAUAUUUCUUCGGGUAGUAGCACUCAUGGAACAGUAUCGGUUCAAGCCGCAAGUUCGAAAGUUUCUGUGUGAGACUCUGGUGAGCAAGAAGACGCUCGAAGCCAUGAUCAAAAAGGAACGAAGGAAGACCAGGAGGAAGGAUGUGGGAUAG
Lachancea lanzarotensis is the source of this 4029-nucleotide messenger RNA. It is a transcript of the gene TSC11, whose product is annotated as LALA0S01e06942g1_1. Bases 1 to 4029 code for a protein of 1342 amino acids. Gene Ontology annotation, biological process: TORC2 signaling. Lineage: Eukaryota; Fungi; Ascomycota; Saccharomycetes; Saccharomycetales; Saccharomycetaceae. Gene Ontology annotation, cellular component: TORC2 complex. The transcript has a single exon. The record is from RefSeq and is a predicted model, not a curated record.